AUUAUAUUUUGGAUUGAUGCAUCAUCAGAAAGCACAAUUAUUCAAAGUCUAAAGAAUAUUCAAGCCAAAUAUAUCAAUAUACUACAAAAAUCAUCAAACUUUCAGAUAAAUAAUGAAAGUUCAACACUUGAUUGGAUUUCUGAAUUUCAUGAAGAAUGGCUUUUGAUAUAUGAUAAUGCAGAUCAUCAUAAUAUUAGUUUGUUGCAAAAGUAUUUCCCUUCUGGACAAAAGGGAAAUAUUUUGAUUACAAAUCAUAAUCCUAAUUUGAGUUGUAUCACAGAAAAUGCUGAAAUAGCUGUAGCUGAAAUGGACUCUAAAACAGCUAUAGAAUUGUUUUGUAAUGCUAGUGGUCUUAAAGAAGUAAAUGAUAAAAUUAAAAGAUAUGCUAAAGAUAUAGUAAUUAAGCUUAGUUACAUACCAUUAGCAAUUGAUCUUGCUGAAUCAUCUAUUCAAUGUGGCCAUUAUACAAUUUAUGAUUAUCUCAAGUUUUUUGAUGAAAAUCAUAAAGAGGGAUUAACAGAAACAAGCAUUUCUGAAAAAAAAAGAAAAUAUAUAUGA
Messenger RNA from Desarmillaria tabescens, 558 nucleotides. RefSeq lists its product as uncharacterized. The record is from RefSeq and is a predicted model, not a curated record. Lineage: Eukaryota; Fungi; Basidiomycota; Agaricomycetes; Agaricales; Physalacriaceae. The transcript has a single exon. The annotation marks the transcript as partial.